UGACCAUCAUCAACCCAAUCGUUGCCGCUCUGACUCGGAUGUGUGCAGUGUUUAUAUUUCGUCCUGAAUAACUACGGAUUAAUAAGCGUUCAGCUUCAGCCAUGUAUAGCCAUCCCCCAAGGACUCGCGGAUGCCAUAGUGUGCGUCCUUAGCAACGACCGUCGCAGUCUUUGCGCACUUUUUACCCGUAUCAUGCUCCCUACGUUCUCAAGCGAGAGUCCAUUUUUUCCGUAUUGUCCACCUUAAGAAAGAACUUUCUUUAACCUGUGUGCGAUGUCACCGGAUAUUCCACAUCUGGUGAAGGAUCUAUUUGUGGCCCUACCCUUCACUAUGGAACACAGAUACGGUCUUGAUCGACUCCUAGAGUGUUAUCCUCUUCCGAAUGUCCGAAGACUCACCAUAGAACAUCGGAUUCAGUGCUUCAGCAUCAAAAACGACGUUCCCAGCGCCUUGUUAUCGUAUCCUCUCAGCUCACUGACGCUCAACAUUCAAUUGUACCGGUAUGAGGACCUGUAUGAGCUUCUGAUGUGUUAUCCAACUCUCAAACAUCCUGACACUUCUUUCGCCGAUGUUUUGGAUAUGAAUCAAUGGUACCCAAGGAAACCUGACGCGGAUUUGCUGGAAAUAACGCAGCGGUUCAUCUGCAAUGCGUUCCCUCGUUUACAUUUGACGAAUAGGUUGGAGGUCCAUUGCAAGGUGUUAUAAUAUUCAUUCGAUGAAGUGAUGCACUUGACGGGCUAGAUAUAAAG
Guyanagaster necrorhizus is the source of this 749-nucleotide messenger RNA. RefSeq lists its product as uncharacterized. Bases 331 to 705 code for a protein of 124 amino acids. The transcript is spliced from 4 exons. NCBI's taxonomy places the organism in Eukaryota, Fungi, Basidiomycota, Agaricomycetes, Agaricales, Physalacriaceae. The record is from RefSeq and is a predicted model, not a curated record.